AUGGACUCCCACCACUCUUCGCCAUCCCCUCGCAGGGCGAGCCCCCGACACAGCAUGCAGAGACAAAGAAGUAACUCGUUUCCCAUUGUUGAGGCUCUGGGUUGCUCAACCCCAGAAGCACUCCUUAUUCUUGCUGAGGGCAGAGCCGCCGUCCGGAAACGCCGAGCUCGACGCAACCAGUCCGUCGACGACGAAGUCAACCGUCUCUUCAACCCCCAGGACCACCUCAAGUUUCUCGAAGGCCUCGCCGCACUACCCACCCCUCAAGAUCAACCAUCUCCCUUUGACGCAAAAUGGUCUCACUCUCGCAUGCCAUCCGAUGCCACGGAUAACAGCACUUCAACCGUGGUCGCACAUGUAAACGAUGGCGAACCUCGGAAUAUGUCACCCACGCUAGGCGACUAUUCCGCUAACCUUGCCGCUUUCAUCAAGAACCAACUCAAGUCAAUACCGACGUACCAAUCCAACCAUCGCCCUACCUCAUCCCUCUCUCCCCGAUCGUGUCCGGAUCUAUCGUUUCCUCGAGUGCCAUCGUCGCCAAACCCAAAUGCACGCCGCCAGACGGAUGGACCCAAGGCCAUCGAGAUACCCCCAGUGCGACCGCCGAUGAAGAGUCAAUUCUCGGCCUGGAGCUCCACCGACGACGACACGGAUGACGAGGCGCUUCCCCUCCCGGAGUAUACCUUUUCCAGUGAACAAGGCCCCAACUCCAAGGGAAGCAACUUCACGCCGUCCAUCCUAGGCUACUACGAGACCUCGCACCACAAUUCGUCGUUUCUAUUUUCGUCGACGCCGCUAGAGGAAGAGUCAGAGCCCACUACGGCUAAAGCCUUCAAGUUUCCUGACCCGUCAGCACUACCACGUUCCUCACCUGAGGAAGAACACGAUGAUGACGAGGACAUCGCCGACUACCCCUCCUCGUCUUGCCCCUCGCAACCUCAGCUCACCUCGACGUCAGCACCUUCGUAUACGUCGUCUUCGGUGUCGUCGUCGUCGUACUUUGACUGCAAGCGCCUGGCCAUCACCCCGCAGAUGAAGCAGGCUGUCAUCGCGGCAGUCACACCACCACACCCACACAACAAGAGGCUUACUGCUGUAUCGCCUUGGGAGGGCAACGCCUUCUCCAACGUGCACGACGUGUACGUUGAGUCACAGCAGCGCGUCAACGUCGACGGCAUGUCCUUUGACAUGCUCCGCGACCUGAACGUCUCUAGCAGGCUCACACCUUGCUGA
Alternaria novae-zelandiae is the source of this 1233-nucleotide messenger RNA. RefSeq lists its product as uncharacterized. The transcript has a single exon. Lineage: Eukaryota; Fungi; Ascomycota; Dothideomycetes; Pleosporales; Pleosporaceae. The record is from RefSeq and is a predicted model, not a curated record. The coding region runs from base 1 to 1233 and encodes 410 amino acids.